Molecule: messenger RNA, 2078 nt
Organism: Gadus morhua (Atlantic cod)
Lineage: Eukaryota; Metazoa; Chordata; Actinopteri; Gadiformes; Gadidae
Product: E3 ubiquitin-protein ligase TRIM39
Exons: 2
Coding region: 139-1755 (538 amino acids)
Molecular function (GO): protein binding; zinc ion binding
Source: RefSeq, a predicted model, not a curated record
AUGACGUCAUGUUGAGGAAACGAAACCUAAAGUUCAGGGAAACCAAAGUUACUCGACAUGCAAGCAGUUCUCUCUUUUAGGAGGAAAUAAAACGCAUUUUGGAACAGACAGACUGACAGACAGAAACAACAACAAGGAAUGGCCUCUGCUACUUCCUGGUCUGAAGAGAACUUUUCAUGUUCCAUCUGUUUGGAUGUGUUCAGCAGUCCAGUUACCACACCAUGUGGACACAACUUCUGCAGAACCUGCGUUACAAAGUUCUGGGAUGAACAAGUCCAGUACCAAUGUCCUGUUUGCAACGAGCUCUUCCACACUAGACCCGAUUUACGGGUAAAUAUCCUCUUAUCAGAGCUGGCAGCUCAGUUUAAAACGUCUGUACGAGUAAAAGAGCAGCCUUGUGUUGAAACAAGAGAUGUUCCCUGUGACGUCUGUACUGGGAUCCAGCUGAAAGCUGUGAAGUCCUGCCUAGAAUGUUUUACCUCUUACUGCCACAUCCACCUGGAGCGACAUCAGAGAGUCGCACGCCUGAAGAAACAUCUGCUGGUUGAGCCUAUGGAAAGUCUGGAAGAUAGGAUGUGUAAGAAUCAUGAACGACUUCUAGAGCUCUUCUGCAGGACUGAACAGGUGUGUGUGUGUAAGUUCUGCACAGAGGGUGACCACAGGUACCAUCCUGUUGUACCUCUAAAGGAGGAAUAUGAAGAGAAGAUGGCCCAGCUGGGUAACAUAGAAUCUGAAGUUCUGCAGAUGAUCCAGGAGAGAAAACUAAAGAUUAAGGAUAUUAAAGACACCUUUGAUUUGAGCAAGAAAGAUGCAGACAGAGUGAUAGCCUAUGGUUUGCAUGCCCUCACCGCUCUGAUGCGCUGCAUUGAAAAGUGGCAGGAUGAUUUCAACCAAACGGUUAAAGAGAAUCUGAAAUGCACAGAGAAACAAGCCGAAGACCUUAUCCAAGAGCUGGAGCAGGAAAUCGAGGAUCUGACCAAUAGAAGCUCAGAGCUGAAGCCACUCUCACACACUGAAGACCAUCUCCAUUUCCUCCAGGCCUUCAGAUCCCUGAAGGAUCCUCCAUCUACCAGGGACUGGACGACGGUGGAGGUCCAUCCUCCGUCAUAUGUAGGGACCUUGAGGAGAUACCUGGAUCAGCUGGUGGAGACACUGAACAAGAAACUGCGUGAUACUGAAGUGAGGAGGAUCCAGCAGUAUAAAGUAGAUUUGACUUUGGAUUCUGAUACAGCUCAUCCCUAUCUCACCCUGUCUGAGAAUGGGAAACAAGUACAUUAUGGAGGUGUAAUGAAGACACUCCCAGACAAACCUAAGAGAUUUACAUUGUUUCCAUUUGUUCUCUCGGGGAAGAGCUUCUCCUCAGGGAGAUUUUACUUUGAAGUACAGGUUAAAGAAAAUAAUGUAUGGUAUUUAGGAGUGGCCAGAGAGUCCAUCAACAGAAAAGCUCUCAUCCCCUUGACCCCUAAGAAUGGCUGCUGGAUAAUAUUUUUCGACAAGAAUGAGUUUGUAUUUCAUGAUUUCAACAGUGUUGUCCGUCUUCCUCUGAGAGCUAAGCUCCAGAAGGUGGGAGUGUUUGUUGAUUAUGAUGCAGGUCUGGUCUCCUUCUAUGAGGUGGAAGCCAAGAUUCAUAUCUACUCUGCUACUGGCUGCACCUUUAGUGAGCCUAUCUAUCCACUCCUCGGCCUAUGUGCAAUGUUCUUUGGUUGCAGAAAUUCUAACCCCCUGAUUAUCUCAGCUGUCAAUCAAACAGAUUAAGACACUGUUGGUGUUACAAAUUCCCCUAUGUAUAUGUUUGAUUUGGUAAUUCUUUCAGACAAACGAUUGCUUCAUAUUCUAGGUCAUUCCACCAGCUGUCGUUACUAUGGAGAAUAUGGAGUGUGCGUUAGCGUUCUUGAAAAAGUGAUUUAUUAUUUGUUGAUUAUGCUGAUAGUUAUGUUUGACUACUGUAUUUCACUGUGGUAACCGUUUAAUUCAUGUACAGAUAUUUUGUUGCACUUCUGUCACAUUGCAGAUACCAAACAGAUUUGACAUUCCUAUUUUUGUAUGCACCUUAAUCUACAUAAAGACCCUCAAAUCAA